AUGCUCGGCACAUCAUCCUACGAACAGCAACGCGCCCUCAAAAUCGCCGCCAACAAAGCCCUUCUCGAAUCCCUCGGGGUGCGCGAGGCGGCCGUCUCCUCCAAUCCACCACCACCCGUGACUAGACCCAAAAAGAAGAAUGUGGUGAAGACUCUGAAGAGGACUGUGGAAGACGGAGAGAGGGAGGGGGCGGAAAAGAGGGUGAAGAUGGGUGGUGGGGAGGAGGAGGAGGAGGAGGAGGUGGAGGAAGUAGCGGAUGGGGUUAGAGUGCGACGGUCUCGAAGAUUGAAAGCGAUUGCCGCGGACAAGACGGCCGAGGCCUUGAAUGACGUUCAAUCUGACACCGAGGAAGCGGAGUGCACCCCACCCUCGAAACACGGCCGCGCCAAACCCUCUCCCAUCCAAAACUUCAUCGGCGCGCACCCCACCGUCCCCCCGGGGACCGUCUUCCCGACGCGGCUCGCGUGCUCGCGGGCGCUCAUCCACCGCCCGCCGGUCUCGGGCAUCCACGGCACGCCAGCGCACGGCUGCUACUCGCUCGCGCUCUCGGGCGGGUACGAGGACGACAUCGACCUCGGCGCCGCGUUCACGUACACCGGCGAGGGCGGGCGCGACCUCCGCGGCACCAAGGCCAACCCCAAGAACCUGCGCACGGCCCCACAGAGUAGGGACCAGACGCUGACCAAGGGCAAUGCGGCGUUGAAGAGGAGCUGUGAGACCGGUGCGGCGGUCAGGGUCGUGAGGGGGUGGAGGCUGGGAGGGAGGUAUGCGCCCAGGGAGGGGUAUAGGUAUGAUGGGGUGUAUAGGGUGGAGAGGUGUUGGUGUGAGACGGGGUUGGCGGGGUUUUUGGUGUGGAAGUUUGCGUUGGUGAGGGUGGAGGGGCAGGGGGAGCUGCCGGUUAGGGGGGAGGGGGAGGUGGAGGAGGAGGAGGAGGAUGAGGAGGAUGAGGACAAGGAAAAUGAGAAUGAGAAUGAGAACAAGGACAGCGAGGAGUAG
Molecule: messenger RNA, 996 nt
Organism: Fimicolochytrium jonesii
Lineage: Eukaryota; Fungi; Chytridiomycota; Chytridiomycetes; Spizellomycetales; Powellomycetaceae
Product: PUA-like domain-containing protein
Exons: 1
Coding region: 1-996 (331 amino acids)
Biological process (GO): protein ubiquitination; negative regulation of gene expression via chromosomal CpG island methylation
Molecular function (GO): ubiquitin protein ligase activity
Source: RefSeq, a predicted model, not a curated record